UUUAUCGUGUGUGGUAGAGAGAUAUGCCAAGAAUAUGCAAGAGAAGUUGAGAAGUUAGCUUUUAGGCUCUUGGAACUUAUCUCCAUUAGUUUGGGUCUACCUGGUGAUCGCUUAGCCGGCUUCUUUAAUGACCAAACUAGUUUUGUGCGGUUUAACCAUUACCCUCCUUGCCCGAACCCCGACCUAGCAUUAGGUGUUGGACGUCACAAAGACGCAGGAGCAAUAACCGUCCUCGCCCAAGAUAGUGUAGGUGGGUUACAAGUGAGUCGUAGAUCCGAUGGACAAUGGAUCCCUGUGACACCGAACCCGGAUGCUUUGAUCAUUAACAUUGGAAAUUGUAUUCAGGUUUGGACAAAUGAUAAGUAUUGGAGUGCAGAGCAUAGAGUGGUGGUGAACUCAAGCAAAGAGAGGUUCUCAAUACCCUUCUUCUUUUUCCCGUCACAUGAAGUCAACAUCGAACCACUGGAAGAGCUUAUAAGUGAAGAGAACCCGCCUUGUUACAAAAAGUACAAUUGGGGAAAGUUCUUUGUUUCGAGAAACAGAAGUGAUUACAAGAAGCUCGAGGUUGAGAACAUCCAGAUUGAUCACUUUAAGGCUUAGUUAAUCACAUCAAUUAUAUCUAAGUCUCAUGUUAGUCAAUCAAGUUCAGUCUGUUUGUUUUUUUCUUUAAAACUAAUAUGCAGUGUUUCUUCCUAAUAAAUGUUUCUCAAAAUGUA
This is a messenger RNA of Camelina sativa (false flax), 716 nucleotides long. RefSeq names its product protein LATERAL BRANCHING OXIDOREDUCTASE 1-like. Lineage: Eukaryota; Viridiplantae; Streptophyta; Magnoliopsida; Brassicales; Brassicaceae. The record is from RefSeq and is a predicted model, not a curated record.